UGCACUUCGUUAUAUCCUCCCCACUAUCAUUUAUCGGCCAGAGGACGCAAGCCCUUCUUCAUUCCCCGCCAUAAGUCCCUCGAAAAUUCAUGGACAUGCGUCCACAACACCACCAUCUCUGACCUGUGCAAGAUCCAAAAUACAAACCUCCCUCAACCUCUCACUCACCUGAAAGAUCAUGGCACUUCCAACAAGGCUUGCCACCACGUCUCGUCAUCAUCAUCCCGGCAAGCUCUCAAUCUUCCUCAACACAUCCUUCCUCUUCCUCAUCUCAUUCUUCCUCGUGAUCCAGUUUCGGUUCCACCUUGCACCCGAUGGUGAAAGCCCUCCCGCAGCCUCUCGGCCUCGGCGGCUUCUCCGCGACUUAACCAGCGACGGCUGCGCGAGGAUCCAUGAUUACGCAGAUUAUAAGGCCAAGUGUGUGUACGUCAAGUCCCAUGAUUCUUGCAGACACAAAGGGUACAUCAACUAUCUCCAAAUCUUCUAUUGUACCUGUGGGGAAUUUCCACUUCUGGGUCAUGUUCUGCUCUUGCUGUGGCUCGCCGUUUUGUUCUACCUAUUGGGUAACACGGCGGCUUGUUACUUCUGUCCCUCCUUGGAGGGCUUAUCGAGGAUCUUGAAGCUGUCUCCGACAAUAGCCGGAGUGACCCUUCUUUCCCUUGGUAAUGGAGCGCCUGAUGUUUUCGCCAGCAUCGUGUCCUUCACGAGAACAGGGGACGGCGAUGUCGGCCUAAACACUAUCCUGGGCGGCGCAUUCUUUGUGUCCAGUGUGGUUGUUGGGACAAUCAGCAUAUUGAUAUGCCCUGAUCAUGAGAUAACAGUCGACAAGCCAAGCUUUAUCAGGGAUGUCCUGUUCUUCGUCUUCUCACUCUCUUCUCUCCUUGUGAUUAUAGCCAUUGGCAGAGUCGGCUUCUGGAGCUCCAUCCUUUUUGUAUCAAUCUACCUUGUUUAUGUCUGCACCGUCUGCUUCAUGCAACUCUACUACCAAAAGCGAAGGAACAAGCACUUUUCGGCUUCAGUAAUCUCGAAUAGCAGUUCUGCGCAAAGCGAUGAUCUUGUAGAGAUGGGCAUACCGAUGCUCGGUUACGUCGAUGAUGAGAAAUCCGUUUUGGUGGAGAAUGGUGGUCAGAGAGAUGAGGACGAAUUUUCAUGUCAUUUCUUGAUUCCUGAUUCACCCACUUGCAGCCACUUGACGAAGCUAUUGCAAGUCCUGGAGCUGCCACUCCAAUUGCCAAGAAAACUGACCAUCCCGGUUGUCGACGAGGAGAGAUGGUCCAAGCCUUAUGCCAUUAUCUCGGUGACUUUGGCCCCGAUUCUCUUGUCAGCACUGUGCAAUUCGCAGAGGGACAAUGUCAAAUUCAGAAGCAGCACGGUCACUUAUUUAGCUGCAGGACUGAUCGGCCUUGUUCUCGGCAAUCUGGCAUUCGUGACCACCAAGAAGUCCAACCCGCCAAAGAAAUGCCUCUUCCCGUGGCUAGCUGCAGGUUUCCUGAUGAGCAUCACCUGGACAUACAUAAUCGCGGAAGAGCUGGUCUCUCUGUUGGUCUCGGUCGGGAUCGUCUUCGGGGUAAGCCCUUCCAUUCUAGGCCUGACCGUCCUGGCCUGGGGCAACUCGCUUGGAGACCUGAUCGCGAACGUGGCCAUGGCAAUGAAUGGCGGCGCCGACGGGGUCCAGAUCGCGAUUUCUGGGUGCUACGCGGGGCCGAUGUUCAAUACGCUGAUGGGUCUAGGCUUGCCCUUGGUGUUUCAGUCAUGGUCUGAGUACCCGGAUUCUUACGAGAUUCCUGGAGACAAUUCUCUGUAUGAGACACUGGGUUUUCUGAUAAGUGGCUUGCUGUGGGCGCUUGUCGUGGUGCCAAGGAAGAAUAUGAGGUUGGAUAGGUUUCUGGGUUGGGGCCUCUUGGCCAUUUACUCGUGCUUUCUGUUUCUAAGGCUAGCUAAGAUUCCCGGCCCGUUGUAACUAUGAUUGCUUCUUGUCUCAUUUGAGUGUCCGCCAUGAAGUUUGAGACACUUGAGCAAUCAAAAGUUUGUAGAACACUGGAUAAUUUCUUGUAAUCUGUACUGGUAUAGUUUGUCAGCAAUUAUAUCUAUUAGGCACCUAGGAGAACUUCGGACGUAUAAUCAUAAACCAAUCGUAGAGGUUCGAGGC
This is a messenger RNA of Rhodamnia argentea, 2149 nucleotides long. Its product is annotated as cation/calcium exchanger 1. NCBI's taxonomy places the organism in Eukaryota, Viridiplantae, Streptophyta, Magnoliopsida, Myrtales, Myrtaceae. Gene Ontology annotation, molecular function: monoatomic cation transmembrane transporter activity. Gene Ontology annotation, cellular component: membrane. The coding region runs from base 179 to 1960 and encodes 593 amino acids. The transcript has a single exon. Gene Ontology annotation, biological process: transmembrane transport; monoatomic cation transport. The record is from RefSeq and is a predicted model, not a curated record.